This is a messenger RNA of Belonocnema kinseyi, 380 nucleotides long. RefSeq names its product cytochrome b-c1 complex subunit 9 (gene ox). The record is from RefSeq and is a predicted model, not a curated record. Lineage: Eukaryota; Metazoa; Arthropoda; Insecta; Hymenoptera; Cynipidae. Gene Ontology annotation, biological process: mitochondrial electron transport, ubiquinol to cytochrome c. The coding region runs from base 119 to 298 and encodes 59 amino acids. The transcript is spliced from 3 exons.
CUAGGGAAGUUUUAUUUUUGUAUGGUGGAAGCACAGACUUAGCAGAAGAACGAAGCAAAGAAGGAGCAAAUUUUGUGCAUGUGUGCAAGUCAGUGCGAGUUUACGUAAACUGGUAAAAAUGUCGGCGAUCAACGCAAUUUAUAAUGCAAUCUUUAAACGAACAUCUACGUUCGCACUCACCAUAGUAGUUGCCAGUUUCGUUUUCGAACGAACAGUGGACGUUGUAACAGAUUCAAUUUUCGAAAACGCGAACAAAGGGAAACUGUGGAAGGACAUCAAAGACAAAUAUGAGAAGUAAUCAAAAUUCCAAAGGGGAUUGAAGUUUAGUCUUACUUCUGAAUCACUAUUAUAAUCAAUGUAAAUAAACUGACAUAUAAGUA